AUGGCGGCCUCAGAAGAGGAGAAGGGCGCCCUCGUCGAGACCGGGCAGGCCAAGUUCGAGAAGGAAACCGACACCGUCGUCGUUGGCGGCUCCAAGAUUGUUGGGCUGACGAAGGAGCAGCUCGAGCAGUACAAGAAUGACCCCUUCUGGAAGCCGUUCCGCUACAUCCUCUUCGGGCUGUUCUGGCUGGCCUGGUUGGCCAUGUUUAUUGGCGCCAUCCUCAUCGUUCUGCUGUCCCCGAAAUGCGCGGCGAAGCAGGAGCCCGAUUGGUGGCAGACCAAGGUUUCCUACCAGUUGCUCACCCCAACUUUCUACGACUCGAACGGCGAUGGCGUCGGCGACUUCCUGGGCAUCAAGGAGAAGCUGGACAACCUGCGCAAGCUCGGCGUCACCACGAUCUACCCGACGCCGGUGAUCACGACGGACAAGGAUGAGCUCUACAGCGAAUACGACGUUAUCGACCACAUGAAGGUAGACCCCCGAUUUGGCUCUGAAGAAGACUUCCAAGCCCUGAGCAACGCCGUGCACGAUCGAGAUAUGUACCUCGUCAUCGACCUACCAAUCUCGUGCGUCUCCGUCAAGCACCCCUGGUUCAAGAACUCGUUGAAAAGCGACUUCUUCGUCUGGGCCAGCCCCAACGAGCCGAGCUUCAAGUCGCCCCGGUUCCUCGACAGCCCGUGGCACAAGCCGAAGAAAUAUCUCACUUGCAACGUGGGCAACGCCAGGAACUCAAAGAAUGCUGUGCUAAACUGGAAGAAUCCAAAGGUACAAGCCUACUUCAAGGAGGUCAUCGAAAAAUAUCUGAAAAUGGGCGUCGAUGGAUUCCACAUUGACCACGUCUCGCUGCUCGCCACGAAGCCCGACGGGUCUUCUGACCAUGACGCCGCGAUUGAAAUCUUGAAGAAACUGGGCGGCGAUGUCGUGUCUUUUGCUGAACAAAGCGAUGCCGUAUCAAAUAAGAAAAUUGUUCUCUUCUCCUCACUGCGCGACGUUGAAGAGCUCCACGUCAAGGCCCAAGAAUCCGGAGCCCUCCACCACGUCAUCGACACCAGCUUCUCGGCCCUCAACUCGAGCUCGUGCUCAGAUGGGGUGGCCCAAUGCGUGCACAAAGCCCUUGAUGAUUCCUAUGCCCGCCACUCCUCCGACAACUUCACCCCCUUCUGGCAGUUCUCCAACCCGCACUCUGCUCGACUGGCCUCCAGGUUUGACCAGGAGACGGCCAACCUCCUCACCUUCGCUCAGCUCACAUUGCCGGGAGCAAUUUCGGUGUAUUAUGGCCAGGAAAUUGGCUUGGAAAAUGUGGCCGGGGCGAGCAACGGCCAGCGUGGUGUCAUGCAGUGGAAACCCAAGGGAGAGGACCAUCACGGAUUUGUUAAUGGAGAAGCUAUCAAGGACAUAUUCUACCCGGAACAAAAAACUGAUAAGGAGGCCGACAACUUCGAGGCGCAGUACAGCAACCCGAACUCGGCGCUGAAAGUUUUCCAAAAGCUCGCAAAGCUGCGCCAACGCGAUGAAGCGCUGAUCCUUGGAGUCACGGUUCGCCAUGCCCUCAUUGGAGACGUCAUCAGCUAUUCGCGUUAUGUGCGUGGCGAAAAUGGAACCGCCACUGGAUCGGCUUACUUGGCCGUCCUCAACUUUGGUAAUACCGAGGCUGAGGUCGACUGCACCAAGCUCGAGGCCGAGGGCAUCAUUCCCACCAAUAAGAAGCUCGACGCGGCUGAGGUUUCUGCCGUGAGUGCCGGCGUCACGGGCUACACACCUCGCCAGAAGCUGGACGCGAGCGCCGAGAAGCUCAAGCUGCCCGCCAAGCAAGCCAUUCUGCUGAAACUU
Mesorhabditis spiculigera is the source of this 1830-nucleotide messenger RNA. The record is from the annotation of a GenBank genome assembly. Lineage: Eukaryota; Metazoa; Nematoda; Chromadorea; Rhabditida; Rhabditidae.